ACCAUGAGUCUCAGGGAAACCCGGGCAAAGGAACUAGACAAGUACAUCGAAGAGCAUCUCUUACCUGAUACCACUUUCAAGAGAGAGGUCCGAAGUGCCAUUGACACCAUCUCCUCCUUCCUAAAGAACAGGUGUUUCCGAGAUACAGGGAAGUCAGUUCGGGUGACCAAGGUUGUGAAGGGAGGGUCAUCUGGCAAAGGCACAGCCCUGAAAGGCUGCUCUGAUGCAGACCUGGUAGUAUUUCUCAGCAACCUCAAAAGCUAUCAGGACCAGAUAGAUCGCCGAAAAGAGCUCAUUGAGGAAAUCAAGAAACAAUUGAAAGAAUGUAAGCAUGAGCAAGAAUGUAAGCUUCAAGUAAAAUUUGAGGUCAAUGAAUGGCCCAACCCUCGAGUACUCAGCUUCAGGAUGAAGUCAACCAAGAUCGGUCAGUGGGUGGAAUUUGAUGUGCUUCCAGCCUUCGAUGUUCUAGGCCAUGUGAUUGAUCACUUCAAACCUGAUGAAAGCAUCUACAUUGAUCUCAUAAGGGAAUCCAAAGAUGGGGGAGAAUUCUCCACCUGCUUCACAGAACUGCAGAAGAACUUCCUCAGACAGCGCUGCACCAAGCUCAAAAGUCUGAUCCGGUUGGUGAAGCACUGGUACAAAAUGUGCAGGGAGAAAAUGGAGUCACUCCCUCCUCAGUAUGCUCUGGAGCUCCUGACUGUCUAUGCCUGGGAGCAUGGGAGUAAGAAAACGGAUUUCAGCACAGCCCAGGGCUUCCAGACAGUUCUGUAUCUGAUCCAGAAGUACCAAGAGCUCAUGGUCUACUGGACCAUCUACUAUGACAUUCACAAUGAGACUAUUGCAGGUCACCUUUGUCGCAAGCUCCAGGAACACAGGCCAGUGAUUCUGGACCCAGCUGACCCAACUGGUGAUGUAGGAGGUGGAUGUAAAUGGAAAUGGGACAAGCUGGCACAAGAAGCUCAAAAUUGGUCAUCUGCCCUCUGCUUUCAAAAUGGGGAUGGGAGCCAUGUAGAGCCAUGGAAAGUGCCGUUCCAGAUGUCAUAUGCACAAACCUGUGCUGGCUGUUCUUUGACUAUUUCUGAUGUAGCAACUAUGUUGCUGUUUGUUCCGGAGUUGGACUGGGGCCCUAAGGUCACCAGAUGGCCAGUGAUCUUGGACCCAGCUGACCCAACUGGAGAUGUAGGGGGUGGACGUCAAUGGCGCUGGGACAGGCUGGCAGAAGAAGCUAAAGCAUGGUCAUAUGCCCAAUGCUUUCGAAACUUGGAUGGGAGCUGGGUGGAGCCAUGGGAUGUCCCGAAUCAUGGUCAUCUGAAGUUGGAAUGUGGAGGUCUACUCCUGACCUCAGCUGAAUGUCCCAGCUGGGCUCUGACCAUCAAAGGUCACCGUGAGACUGGCACUUCCCAUGACCUUGGGGAUAUUGAAGAGUUCAAGGCUCUCAUGUCCCUCACUCUCUCGGUGCAGGCUGUGGACACCAUGGAUCUCUGGAACACUCGGCCAGGAGACCUGGACAGGUACAUCGAAGUGCAUCUCUUGCCUGAUACCCCUUUCAAGAGAGAGGUCCGAAGAGCCAUUGACGCCAUCUCCUCCUUCCUAAAGGACAGGUGUUUCCGAGAUACAGGGAAGUCAGUCCGGGUGACCAAGGUUGUGAAGGGAGGGUCAUCUGGCAAAGGCACAGCCCUGAGAGGCCGCUCGGAUGCAGACCUGGUAGUAUUUCUCAGCAACCUCAAAAGCUAUCGGGACCAGAAAGACCGUCGAAAAGAGUGCAUUGAGGCAAUCAAGAAACAACUGGUAGAGUGGGAGCGUGACCAAACUGGGGUGUUUGCAGUAAAAUUUGAGGAAAACAGAUGGCCCAACCCCAGAGUGCUGAGCUUCCAGAUGAGGCUGACAAUGUACAGUCCAUGGGUGGAUUUUGAUUUGCUUCCAGCCUUUGAUGCUCUAGGCCAGCUUAACAGGUUCUUCAAACCUGACCCUCAGGUCUACAUUGAACUUAUAAGGCAAUCCCAGGAGGGGGAAGAGGGAGAAUUCUCUACCUGCUUCACAGAACUACAGAGGAACUUCCUCAAAGAGCGUUGCACCAAACUCAAAAGUCUGAUCCGAUUGGUGAAGCACUGGUACAAAAUGUGUGAGGAGAAACUAGGCUCACUCCCCCCAAAGUAUGCCCUAGAGCUCCUCACUGUCUAUGCCUGGGAGCAUGGGAGCAAGGAAACCUAUUUCCGCACAGCCGAGGGCUUCCGUACCGUCCUGCACUUGAUCGAGCAAUACCAAGACCUCCAGGUCUACUGGACCGUCAACUAUGACUUCCACAAUGAGACCAUUGGGAGCUACCUGCGCCAGCAGCUCCAGAAACCCAGGCCAGUGAUCCUGGACCCAGCUGACCCAACUUGUGAUGUAGGGGGUAAUGAAAAAUAUCGACACCACUGGGAGAAACUGGCGCAAGAAGCUCAGCAAUGGUCGCAUGCCCCCUGCUUUCAAAAUGGGAAUAUAACCUUGGUGCAGCCAUGGGAUGUGCCAGUGGAGCAGACCCUGAAAGGAAGCAAAGGCUUUCCCAGUAACCCAGAAGUCUUCUAUCAAAGUGGAGGGGGCCUGCCCAAGUGUAAUUAUUACUUCCAAAGUGAGCCUGCCACUCAGGAGGAGACACGGAAAGGAAGCAAGGGCUUUCCCGGUAACCCAGAAGUCUUCUAUCAAAGUGGAGGGGGCCUGCCCAAGUGUAAUUAUUACUUCCAAAGUGAGCCUGCCACUCAGGAGGAGACACGGAAAGGAAGCAAGGGCUUUCCCGUACCCAGUUACUCAGGAGAGGUCCUGUCAGAGUACAAUCAUUACUCCCAUGUUAAGCCUCUCGCCCAACAAGAGCCCACCUGCACAGUUCUCUGGAGAGUGUCCGCCUCGCUGCAAUCUGCCCGAAGGACAGCUUCCUCUCUGAGGCCGGCUGCCCGUGAAGCUACGGCCUCGCUUGCAGCCCUACAGGCUGUAACCGCAGCCAUGGCUUUGUCCCAGACCGCCGCCAGGGCCCUGGACAAGUUCGUCCAGGAUAAUCUCACACCACAGAAAGACUUCCUGGAUCAGGUGAGACAAGCAGUGAACACCAUCUGCAAGGUGCUGCGGGAAAAGUGUUUCCAAAACUCCACUCCCAGGAUCCGCGUGAUGAAAGUUAUUAAGGGUGGCUCCUAUGGCCGGGGCACAGCCCUGAGAGGCGCCUCUGAUGCUGACCUCAUCGUCUUCCUCAGCUGCUUCAAGGCCUAUGCUGACCAAGGGGCCUGGCAGCCAGAGAGCUUCACCGAGAUCCGCACACAGCUGGAAGCCUGCUGGCAGAAACACCCCCAGGGACUGAGCCUCCAGUUCUCUGCCCAGAAGGAUCCUCGAGCCUUGAGAUUCAGGCUGGAGUCAGAGACACUCCACAGCUGCAUGGAUGUUUCCCUGAAGCCUGCCUUUGAUGCCCUAGGACACCUUGGACCGGACACCAAGCCCAGCCCCCAGGUCUAUGCAGACCUUAUUAACUGCGGUUCCCCAGCUGGAACAUACACUGCCUGUUUCACUGAGCUAAGGAAGAACUUUGUCAACAUUCGCCCCUGCAAGCUGAAGCAUUUGAUCCUCCUGGUGAAGCACUGGUACCUGCUGGUGACUGAGGUUCAUCAAGAGAAGCUUCAGUCAGCAAAGUCGUCCCUGCCCCCAAUCUAUGCCUUGGAGCUCCUAACCAUCUAUGCCUGGGAAAAGGGCUGUGGGAAAGAGAAAUUCAGCAUCGCUGAAGGUUUCCGAACUGUGUUGGGGUUAAUCCAGAAAUACCAGGAGCUCUGCAUCCACUGGGAGGUCAACUACAGCACUGCAGAUGAAGCUGUUGGGGUUUUCUUACAAAGUCAGUUCAAGAAACCCAGGCCCGUGAUCUUGGACCCUGCCGAUCCCACUUGGGAUGUGGCACACAGAGAUGGCCGGUGCUGGGAGCUGCUGGCCCAGGAAGCUAAGUCCUGCUUAUCUUAUCCCUGCUUUGUACAAGGAGAUGGCUCCCCCGUGCAGCCCUGGGGUGCUCUGGGUCUCCUGGAUCCAGGAGCAGACACUAAAGGAGAAGACCCUGUGGGGAAGGAAAAGGGGAUGCCCAGGAGGGAUGAUGGCCGGGCAAACACCAUCCCUGAAUGUCCAGGAUCCUCGGGAAGAGAAGCACCCAAGGGGAAGCCUGGCCCUGGCAGAACCAAUGAUGUCAACCAUGGCAGGACAGACAUGGAUCUUUACCACAUCCCAGCCCGAGAACUGGAUAAGUUCAUUCGGGAUGUUCUCCAACCGGACUCGGGUUUCCAGGAGCAGAUGGGCAAAGUCACCGAAACGAUCUUCAGGUGCCUGAGAGAAAAGUGCUUCCGAGCAUCUUCUCCCACCAUCCGGGUGCUGAGGGCCAGCAAGGGUGGCUCCUAUGGCCGGGGCACAGCCCUGAGAGGCGCCUCUGAUGCUGACCUCAUCGUCUUCCUCAGCUGCUUCAAGGCCUAUGCUGACCAAGGGGCCUGGCAGCCAGAGAGCUUCACCGAGAUCCGCACACAGCUGGAAGCCUGCUGGCAGAAACACCCCCAGGGACUGAGCCUCCAGUUCUCUGCCCAGGAGGAUCCUCGAGCCUUGAGAUUCAGGCUGGAGUCAGAGACACUCCACAGCUGCAUGGAUGUUUCCCUGAAGCCUGCCUUCGAUGCCUUGGGGCCUCUCCCCACUGGCUCCAAACCUAGACCCCAGGUCUACGCAGACCUCCUGAGGAAUGGCUCUCCACCAGGCACCUACUCGGAGUGUUUUACUGAGCUCCAGAGGGAUUUUGUCAACAUUCGCCCCGCUAAGCUAAAGAGCCUCAUCCUUCUAGUGAAACACUGGUACCAACAGGUAUCAUCUGGGUACAAGGCAGGACAGCAAGAUGAUGAGUGUUUGCCUCCAGCCUAUGCCCUGGAGCUCCUGACCAUAUAUGCCUGGGAGCAAGCAGGCAGAAAGGACAAAUUCCACAUGGCUGAAGGCUUCCUGACAGUCUUGGGCCUAAUCCGGGACUACCAGCAGCUUUGCAUCUACUGGACGGUCAACUAUGACUUUGAUGAUAAGGACAUCAGGAGUUGCCUACAAAAAGAGCUCCGGAAGCCCAGGCCCCUGAUCCUGGACCCAGCAGACCCAACCUGGAACGUGGGCCAGGGGAGCUGGGAGAUGCUGGCCCGGGAAGCUGAAAACUGUGGGCGUCAGACCUGCUUUGUGAAUGGGGACAGGUCUCCAGUACAGCCGUGGGAUGUGAUGCCAGCUCUGCUUCAACAAACUCCAUCCUGGGACCUGGACAACUUCAUCAGUAAAUUCCUCCAGCCCAACCGAGAAUUCCUGGGUCAGGUGAACAGAGCCGUGGACAUCAUCUGCUCAUUCUUGAAAGAAAACUGCUUCCGGAAUUCAUCCACUAAGGUGCUAAAAGUAGUUAAGGGAGGCUCAUCGGCCAAGGGCACUGCCCUGAAGGGCCGCUCUGAUGCGGACCUCGUUGUGUUCCUCAGCUGCUUCAGUAGAUUUGCAGACCAAGGGAUGAACAGGGCAGAAAUCAUUACAGAAAUCCGAACGCAGCUGGAAGCCUGCCGGCAAGAGAUGCAGUUUGAUGUGAAGUUCGAGAUCUCCAAGUGGGAGAAUCCCCGAGUGCUCAGCUUCACCCUGACGUCCGAGACCCUGGACCACAGCGUGAACUUCGACGUACUUCCAGCCUUCAAUGCUUUGGGCCAACUGGGCUCAGGCACAAAACCCAAGCUGCAGGUCUAUGUCGAUCUCAUUGACAGUUACAAUAAUGGAGGCGAAUUCUCAUCCUGCUUCACAGAACUGCAGCGGGAUUUUGUUAUCUCUCGUCCCGCCAAGCUGAAGAAUCUUAUCCGAUUGGUAAAGCACUGGUACAAACAGUGUAUAAGUAUUCCCAAAGGAAGAGGAGCACUUCCCCCACAGUAUGCACUAGAGCUCUUGACCAUCUAUGCCUGGGAACAGGGAGAUGGGACAGCCCACUUCAACAUGGCUGAAGGCUUCAGGACAGUCCUGGAACUGGUCCAAAAUUACAAGAACCUCUGUAUCCACUGGAAGGUCAACUAUCACCCUGAGAAUGAGAUCAUUAAGAAUUUCCUGAUUCAGCAACUCCGGAAACCCAGACCAAUCAUCCUGGAUCCUGCUGACCCAACUGGGAAUCUGGGCCAUGGCACCCGCUGGGACCUGUUGGCAAAGGAAGCUGCCUCCUAUGCAAAGUCUGUGUGCUGUGCAAACAAGUCUGGAGACUUUGUCCAGCCCUGGGCAUUGAAGGUGAGAAAAAUCUAA
Dromiciops gliroides (monito del monte) is the source of this 6276-nucleotide messenger RNA. Its product is annotated as 2'-5'-oligoadenylate synthase 3-like. Gene Ontology annotation, molecular function: 2'-5'-oligoadenylate synthetase activity; double-stranded RNA binding. The coding region runs from base 4 to 6276 and encodes 2090 amino acids. Gene Ontology annotation, biological process: negative regulation of viral genome replication; regulation of ribonuclease activity; defense response to virus. Lineage: Eukaryota; Metazoa; Chordata; Mammalia; Microbiotheria; Microbiotheriidae. Gene Ontology annotation, cellular component: membrane; nucleoplasm; cytosol. The transcript has 29 exons. The record is from RefSeq and is a predicted model, not a curated record.